Molecule: messenger RNA, 796 nt
Organism: Oryza sativa Japonica Group (Japanese rice)
Lineage: Eukaryota; Viridiplantae; Streptophyta; Magnoliopsida; Poales; Poaceae
Source: RefSeq, a predicted model, not a curated record
UUGUUGAUUGGUUCGUGCGCGACAGCAAGGGGAAGGAUUAGGAAGGAGAAGACGAAGGGGAAAGGAGGAGAGGAGCGAAACCCUAGGGCCAGGCAGGCAUCUCCCUCCCGGGAUCUCGACGCCCAGCAACCGGAAGCCAUCGGCAUGGCUAUGGCGCUGCGCUCUCUCGCCGGGAAGCUCAGGCCGCCGGUGGCAGCCACCCUCCGCCGGGCGCCGGCGUCGAGCUCCUUCCACCCCGAGGAGAAGCUGAGCAGCAUGACAUCUUCUAAGACUAAAACUCCUGUUGAUGACAACUGUUUUGAAUUGCUUGGGGACAAGUAUUUUGAAGAGCGGUCUCGGAUUUUUGCCCAAUUGGUUAAGGAAGAUGCACGGCGCACGGAGGAGCAGAUCGCUGCAUACAAGAAGCUGAAGAGGGCAAUGGUUGCUUCUAGCUUGGGCGCAGCGAUUGGAAUUUUUGCCCUUCUCAUCAGAUAUAACGAGUAGUAUAUCUGAUACUGUUGUCUAGUACUAGUCUCUUGAGUUUUAGAUGAUCACCAGCUGGCCUAGUGCCUUUAUCUAUUUUAGAGCACUCUGUUUAUCUGAUUAUGCAGUUAAUUUUGGUGUUGCACACUGGUACUGCUAUAUCGCUGUCCCAGAAUAUUGGAGGAACUUAAUUAAGAGCCCUCUUUGCUUGUGUAUCAUUGAACAUGGUAAGUAUCCCUGUCAUGUAUUUUCUUCUUCAAGACAAAUUUCAUCCUUUGUAUGCUACUGUCGUUCAUGCGUGCCUAUGCAACAGUUAUGAGCGUGAUUUAUACAA